This is a messenger RNA of Penicillium nucicola, 891 nucleotides long. Its product is annotated as phytanoyl-CoA dioxygenase family protein. Lineage: Eukaryota; Fungi; Ascomycota; Eurotiomycetes; Eurotiales; Aspergillaceae. The transcript has 2 exons. The record is from RefSeq and is a predicted model, not a curated record. Bases 1 to 891 code for a protein of 296 amino acids.
AUGGGUUCUUUCACUCCCCGGCCUGUUGAGUCCCUUCCCAGCGACUCCACUCCCGAUUCAAUUCUCAACAUCCUGUAUCGCGAUGGCGCGGUAGUCCUUAAAGGUCUCGUGCCUCUCCAUUUGAUUUCCCAAAUCAACGGUGAAAUUAGACCAUAUAUGGAUGCCGACUACAAUAGCGGGCUGGAAGUCUUCGCGAAGCAAACAAAGACUGUUUGUGGACUUGCUGGCAAAUCGCCGACUGCGGUCAAAUCUAUUCUACAGAACCCGAAUGUCAAGGCUGUUCUUCAUGAUGUGCUCGAUAUUACAACGGAGAGCUGGUGGGGAGAGGCACGUAACAAGUGUGUGUCUCCUCCCCUGUUGAGUUCUUUCUUUACAGUUCGUGUUGGCCCUGGUAGUGCUCGACAGGGCUUGCAUCGUGAUGAUCAGGAUCAUCACGCAACACAUACACAUGGAGACCCGAAAGAAACCACCAAGCUGGGUUGUUUUCUUGCAACCUCUCCAGUCACCAAGGAAAACGGUGCCACUGAGAUUGUUCUUGGCUCCCACGUUUGGGAUGACGAGCGCAAACCAUCGGUCGAGGAAGUGAGCUACGGAAAGAUGGAUGUUGGAGACAGCCUUUUGAUGCUUGGAAACUGCUAUCACGGCGCAGGAGCUAAUGUGACCGUCGACUCUUAUCGAAGUGUGGUUGUCACUUUGUUCUGUAAAGGCGUUUACCGCCCCGAAGAGAAUCAAUUCCUGGCAGUCACGACGGAGCAGGCCAAGGAGCUUCCUCACGAUGUUCAGGAUCUCCUUGGAUGGCGAGCCAGUGCGCCAUUCUGUGGAUGGCAUGAUCUGGCUCACCCAUACCGAUUGAUUCGCGACGUGGAUAAUUUGAAUUCGGAUUUGUUUUAG